Molecule: messenger RNA, 471 nt
Organism: Racocetra fulgida
Lineage: Eukaryota; Fungi; Glomeromycota; Glomeromycetes; Diversisporales; Gigasporaceae
Source: the annotation of a GenBank genome assembly
AUGUGUCAUUUUGUAGGAUUUGAUAAAUCAACUUAUGAAUAUUUCUGGGAACUUGCUAAACAAGAUAAGCCAGAUGUAACUGGAGUUAUGGUUAUCGAUGAAUUCGAAUAUUGGGAAAAACUUCCGAACAAUUUCGUCGAGCCGUGGUACAGCAAAACAUGUCACGGGGCCAAGAUAACUGAUAUAAAUGAAUGUGUUAAAAAAGACACUGAUAUUGUGAUCAAUUGUUCAGGCCUUGAUUCAAAGAAAUUAGGAGGUGUUAAAGACGAAAAUCUUUAUCCAGUAAGGGGCCAAUCAGUGACAGUGCAAUCAUGUUUGAAAUGGGCAUGUUUUCGACGAGGUUAUAAUGGAGACCCAGAUAUUGAUGAUAAUGUAGCAGAACAAAUUAUUCAACGAUGUCUUGCCACUCGUCGAGAUCUAUUGCCAGAAGGCAAAACUGAACUAACAAUUAUAGGGCAUCGAGCUGGCUGA